AAUAAGGAACACGACCUCCAAACCACGAGUAUGCAUGGCUGUUUAGUGUCACUUUCAGGAGAGUCUUAAUUAUGCGUCUCAGAAAUGGGACCUACAGCCAGCGGGUGAAGUACGCGCUACUACCAGAGUUAUUUGUUUCAGUUUCUUCCUUUUUUUGGUUUAACAACACAUUGGAUUUCACCGGGUUAUGAACGCUGGACAUUUCUCUUCUAGCGUAAGCUGUUUUUUCAGGCACAGUUUAAAUUGUCGUAUUUUUAGCAUGUGAUGAGAAAAAAAUAUUUGAGUAUUUCAUGAAAUUGUCAGCAGAGUGCGAUAGUACUUCUACAUAAGCCAGUUUGUUGCUUAACACAAAUGCACUCAUCAUAACGUAGGCUAUUUUUUAAUAAUCACAACAAGUAUAGUCGAUUGUUGCAUGCUUGCAGAGCUAAUGUUCGACUUGAAGAGGGCAUAGACCUCUAGACCCCUUAGUUUGCAUGAAAAUAAAAAAAGAAAGUAAAUUUAAAUAAAUUAGCUGGAAUGAUUGGUCAGUACAUGCGGCCAUAUCAGUAUGCAUUUGGUACAACUGGAUUACGCGUCAACGCACUGGACUUUACUGCGCUGAGCCGUCAUCUUACGUUUUUCCUAAAAAAAUUUUUUUUUAACUCGAAUUCGUCCAUACUGAGUGGACACAGGUAGCCGACGACUCUUUCAACUGUGAUAUCGAUCGUUGUCUGCGCGAAAACUUCGCUUUCAGUUACGUGUUUCUACUUGUCUGUAGGAUUCCCUAAAGGAUCUUUCGGUUGGAGCGGAAGGUCGGUCAGAUUUUUUUGUUUUGUUUUGUUUUGUUUUGUUUAAUACAAAAUAGAUCUUGUUAAAUAUAACUUGGCCUCAUAGUUUAGGCUAGUUAAGGUGACAGUUGCUUCGUUCAUUUGGGGUCCCAGAACACAGGUAACAGCUCACACCUAUUUCGUACAUCGCUUCUGGAUGAAGAGGGAAGAGCCUUUCUCCAAACCUUGUUUUCGUGAAACGUCAGAGCCGAGUCCCAUCACCUUCCAGUGGAGCGGGUUCAGACUGCGUUCUGCGUGUCUGUCGUUCAAAACUUAAGUGUUGCGGGAUAGCAUGGCAAUGGUAGUAACCCAGUGGCAAGAAACCAUUUCAGGAGACCCCGGCCCCCAGCUGCAGAUGUGCAGUCAGGAGUCGGGUGGAACGCCGGGGACACCUUCUGGUUCUACGCCUGGGAACGACGGUCUUUCCGGGGACAAAAUCCCGAAUGUGGACUGCAUGGUUUGCGGGGACAAGUCGAGCGGCAAGCACUACGGCCAGUUCACCUGCGAAGGCUGCAAGAGCUUUUUCAAGCGUUCAGUGCGGCGGAACCUGAGCUACACCUGCCGGGGGAACCGCGACUGUCCCAUCGACCAGCACCACCGGAACCAGUGCCAAUACUGUCGCCUGAAGAAGUGCCUAAAAGUCGGCAUGAGACGAGAGGCGGUCCAGAGAGGCCGCAUGUCUAACUCGCAGGCCAGCCCGGGCCAGCAGUACCUGCCCAACGGGGGCGACGCGUUCGGCGGGCAGCCGCCCUACCUGUCGGGCUUCGUCUCGCUGCUGCUGCGGGCCGAGCCGUACCCCGCCACCCGCUACGGCGCCCAGUGCGCGCAGUCCGCCAACCUGAUGGGCAUCGAGAACAUCUGCGAGCUGGCGGCCCGCCUGCUCUUCAGCGCCGUGGAGUGGGCCAAGAACAUCCCCUUCUUCCCCGACCUGCAGCUCAUGGACCAGGUGACGCUGCUGCGCAUGUCGUGGAGCGAGCUGUUCGUGCUGAACGCCGCCCAGUGCUCCAUGCCCCUGCACGUGGCGCCCCUGCUGGCCGCCGCCGGGCUGCACGCCUCGCCCAUGUCCGCCGAGCGCGUGGUGGCCUUCAUGGACCACAUCCGCGUCUUCCAGGAGCAGGUGGAGAAGCUGAAGGCCCUGCAGGUGGACACGGCCGAGUACUCCUGCCUCAAGUCCAUCGUGCUCUUCACCUCCGACGCCAUGGGCCUGUCGGACGUGGCCCACGUGGAGAGCGUGCAGGAGAAGUCCCAGUGCGCCCUGGAGGAGUACGUGCGCAACCAGUACCCCGGCCAGCCCAGCCGCUUCGGACGCCUCCUCCUCCGGCUGCCCUCCCUGCGCGUGGUCUCCUCGCCCGUCAUCGAGCAGCUCUUCUUCGUCCGCCUGGUGGGGAAGACGCCCAUCGAGACCCUGCUGCGCGACAUGCUGCUCUCCGGCUCCAGCUACAACUGGCCCUACAUGCCCGUCCAGAGGGACCGCCCUCUUCCUCUCCAAUACCACGAAAACGGGCCUUGACCACGCCCACGCCCCCCCCCAAUCCCUGUCCCUGUCCCUUACGCCCUCACCUGCACCGCUCCCCCUCCGUCACAAACAUUGCCAUGCACACUUGCUCAGGGACCCCGCCCACCAACCAGACCACGCCCACCGAACCCGCCCCACCCACAUUAUUCCGCCCAAUAGCGUCACAGACACUGCCUGUCACUCGGUCUGUUGCCGUGCAGCCCUGAGUGGGACCCGUGCAGCCAGAGAAGGGAUUGGCUGAGAAGGCUGGAGCACGAUUUGUCACAAGUGGAAAGUUCAAGCAUUUCAAACUUUCUUAAAAACCUCUCUCUGAAGGCUCAACCCUGAUUCAGGAACCACAGUGGCCACGUUCCUGUCUUUCUGAAUCAGCUGAUCCAGGGAUCAGAAGCUGCCGGAAGCUUCGGAUCUGAUGUACAGACUACCUGCUGGCACAUAGUUUUAGUUGCUGUGUGUUUGUGUGUGUGUGUAUGUGUGUAUGCUGGUAUUAACUCAAGCAGAAGAAGAGUCCAUACACUGGCCUGUGGACCUUCUAGACCCUGGCAGAGGAUUAAAUGGUUAUGGCCAAAGAAGGGCAGGGCAAGGCUACAGGUGAGGCGGGAAAACUGACCAAACAGGUAAGCAUGUUGGCCUCUGGUGGCACUUACAGGAUCAGCUAUAGCCUUCGCCAAACCAGCACACACACUCUCUGUAGACUAUGGGCGAGGCCCCAGGGAAGAGGCUGGUGGUCUUCAGUGUGCAAGUCCUCACAACUCUACAGGUAGAAGAUGUGGUGGAACUGAGAACUGGGAUCCAAGCACUCUUCCCACCACAAAGGCCCAAAGGGCAUGAUGGGAUUUGUAGUCCGUGAAAUGAUUGGACAGCUCCAGCAACAACCAGCAUUGUGGGCCAAAGACACUGUACGCAAUCAAGCUGUGCGCUCACCCCCAAAACUCUUGAGCCGAAUCACAGCUUGAGAGAGCCUUUCUCUUCAAUCUGCAUUGUAAAACAAUAUUUUUUUUAUCUUCACAAAUGCAACGUGGGACAAAUCUUGUCGGCGUAAUAAAGUGCAAAGUUACCGGAACUGGACGUUGGAAUCACAAGCCAUGGGGAACACUGAGAUGACUGGCACCUCAGCCUUUGGAUUGCUCUUAGUUAGAGAAAUGUUUGUGUUAGACUCUCUCUCUUUCUCUCUAAUUCUCUAUCUCUCUUGCUGUCUCUCUCUAUCUCUCCUUUAUUUGGAAGUUGGUCGAGUCAACAAAUUUGAAUAAAAUGUUGUCGUCCUCUGA
Molecule: messenger RNA, 3587 nt
Organism: Anguilla rostrata (American eel)
Lineage: Eukaryota; Metazoa; Chordata; Actinopteri; Anguilliformes; Anguillidae
Product: nuclear receptor subfamily 2 group F member 5-like
Exons: 4
Coding region: 1099-2316 (405 amino acids)
Biological process (GO): anatomical structure development; regulation of transcription by RNA polymerase II; cell differentiation
Molecular function (GO): nuclear receptor activity; zinc ion binding; RNA polymerase II cis-regulatory region sequence-specific DNA binding
Source: RefSeq, a predicted model, not a curated record